AUGAAGAAUACCAUGCAAGUUGCACAGAUUGGCGACAAUGGAACGAAAGUGGCGUAUAACAAUAAUAGUCGGGAAUCUUCGCUUAUGCUGCAGCUCUAUAAGAGGUACUAUCCUUGUGAGAAUGAGCAGUCGGACCAGCUUGACUACCACAUUGAGUGUGAGAAGUUUGGGAAUUUGCAUAGAUUUGUGGACAUUGAAGAUCUGCAGAAUGUUCAGGGUGUUGUGGCACACACUUUUGAACUGAAAGACGUUGGAGUGGACGCGGUGAACAGUGGUCAACCAAGAAUCGAAGACUCACAGCUGGCUCAAACCAUUAAUGCGGGAAAUGUUGUUGUGGCUAUGCGAGUGAAAGUGACUACGUUCCAUGGCCUUUCGUUGUCUACUAGAGCAGCCAGUUCUAUUCUCAUCAAUCCACUGACACCCGCUGCUACCAGUUCUAUUCUCAUCAAUCCACUGACACCCGCUGCUACUACUCUAAAACAUUGGUGCUUGCAAAACAAGCCAGCUGUGUUGGAGCUCAUUGCGACUGACGCAUACAAGAAGGCUGCAAUUUUGCUCCCGCCACCAAAAUCUGAAGACAUCAAGACCAUUGCCACACUUCUCAGCCCUAAAUAA
Molecule: messenger RNA, 615 nt
Organism: Striga asiatica
Lineage: Eukaryota; Viridiplantae; Streptophyta; Magnoliopsida; Lamiales; Orobanchaceae
Source: the annotation of a GenBank genome assembly